CACAUACACACACAUGCCCCUACCCUCCGUCCGCCCGCAAACUCAUGCCACCCUCUCCAUCUUCAUAGCCCCCCUGCCUUUAUAGUCUCCCCUUCUUCUCGUGCCAAGCCCCAGCCACGCCCUCUGGUCGCACCAGCAACGCCACUCUUGCACAUUAUCGUCAAGGCUCAAUCAAGGCCGCUCCUUUGUGCUGUGCCUCCUCGUACUGUGGCGUGCCUGCCGAUCCUUGUCACCGUUCCUGUGGCCAUCCGCAGGCGAGCCUCCUUCAUCAUAAAUUAUUAUAUAACUCGAUGUCCUUGACCAUGCCCUCGGUCAGCACGCUCCACUUCGCACCCGCGCCUCCGCCUUCCCCCUCGCCCACCUCCACCGUCUGGUACACGCCCGCCACAGGCUUCCCUGGCUCCCCUGCGGCUCUCCAACAGCUCCCUCCGACCGAGAUCGUCCCCCGCCUCUUCAUCGCCGACCUCGCCGCCGCCGAGAGUGCCCACACCCUCCUCACUCUCGGCAUCACCCACGUCCUCAGCGCGAUGAAUGGUCGCGUGCACCUCCCGCCCGCCAUCCCGCUCGAACGCCUCCACCUCCCGCUGCAGGACAGCCCUUUCGCCGAGCUCGCCGCGCACCUCCCCGCGUCGACGUCCUUUGUGGCCGAUGCCCUGCGCGACCCCAACGCCCGUGUGCUCGUCCACUGCGCGCAGGGCAUCAGUCGCAGCUCAAGCAUCGUCUGUGCAUAUCUCAUCGCGAAGAAUGGCUGGUCGCCUGACCACGCGCUGCAGUUCGUGAAGAAUAAGUACAGCAUAGCGGAGCCCAACCCCGGCUUUGUCAUGCAGCUGGGCGAAUAUGCCCGCUCGCUACAGAAGCCUGCCUAG
Messenger RNA from Postia placenta MAD-698-R-SB12, 866 nucleotides. RefSeq lists its product as hypothetical. Gene Ontology annotation, biological process: protein dephosphorylation; negative regulation of MAPK cascade. Gene Ontology annotation, cellular component: cytoplasm. Lineage: Eukaryota; Fungi; Basidiomycota; Agaricomycetes; Polyporales; Adustoporiaceae. Gene Ontology annotation, molecular function: protein tyrosine/threonine phosphatase activity; MAP kinase tyrosine/serine/threonine phosphatase activity. The record is from RefSeq and is a predicted model, not a curated record. The transcript is spliced from 2 exons. The coding region runs from base 291 to 866 and encodes 191 amino acids.